GAUAACCUUUUUUUUAGCAGCCUUCACAUCAUCGCGUGGUGUACGGAGGUGGUUUAUUAAGGUCAACUGCCAACGGCACGACCAAGAGACCGGCUUGGAAAAAUCACUAAAGUAUAGCUAUAAACCUCCUUCAGCAGAAUAUAAUCAUUAUCGGUUAAAGAUGUCUAAAAACGCAGUAAAGAGUGUUGUAAAUGCAAUUCAAAAAUUUUAUCCUACGAAGUUGGCAGAUAAAACCUGGGAUAAUACUGGUUUAUUAGUAGAUGCCAGUUCAGAACAUAUUUCCCAAACAUUGAAAAUUUUAUUGACCAUUGACUUAACUCAAUCGGUUGCAGACGAGGCCAUUAAAAGUAAAGCUAAUUUUAUUUUGGCUUAUCAUCCUUUCAUUUUUAGAGGAUUAAAGUCAAUUACUCCCCAAGAUCCACAACAAAAGUCCUUGAUUAAAUUGAUUCAAAAUAAUAUAAGUGUUUAUUGCCCUCACACUGCUGUUGACAGUGCUAAAGGAGGUGUAAACGAUUUUUUGGCCGAUGGUAUCGUUGGUGAAUUGAAAGAAUUAUCUCGUGAAACAAUUCAACCAGAUGCAACUGAAGAUGGUUGCGGUAUGGGUAGAUUAGUCCAAUUGAAAGAGCCAACUACUUUGAAAAAAUUGGUUGAAAACUCCAAAAUUAGCUUAAAUUUGAACCAUGUUCAAGUCGCCAAAGGUUCUAAUUCAGAAAAUCUUAAGUCUAUUGCUAUUUGUGCUGGUUCUGGUGGUGGUGUUUUCAAAGGUGUCAAUGCCGAUCUCUUCUAUACCGGAGAGCUAUCCCACCAUGAAGCUCUUUAUUUGAAAGAAAUCGGCUCAUCUAUAAUUGCCUGUAGUCAUUCGAAUACUGAACGUGCUUUCUUGAAGGUCAUCAAGCAACAAUUACAAACCGAAUUACCAAAUACCGACAUUAUCAUCAGUGAAACUGACAAGGAUCCAUACGAAACUUGGUAAUCGGUCCCUACCUUUUAGAUCAGUUGUACAUAGGUGUAAAUAGUGGUUUAUAUAUAAUUAGAGGUUUAGGUGUGC
Molecule: messenger RNA, 1048 nt
Organism: Hyphopichia burtonii NRRL Y-1933
Lineage: Eukaryota; Fungi; Ascomycota; Pichiomycetes; Serinales; Debaryomycetaceae
Gene: NIF3
Product: Nif3p
Exons: 2
Coding region: 161-973 (270 amino acids)
Cellular component (GO): cytoplasm; mitochondrion
Source: RefSeq, a predicted model, not a curated record